UGUCUCACUCGAGGAGUUUAAUUUCAGAAGUUCUAUCAUCAAACGAAAUGCUGUGAAAGUCACGUUUUAUUAUCCCGGUUUUGUUUCUGAGAUCUCGUUCUUUAUUAACUGAUGAGAUUAAUCUGUUGUGUUAAACGCUUCUCUCGCUCGAAGAAGAAGAAACUCCAUCAUAUCAACUAUAUAAACGUAAACACGCCCAAAGCUGCUGAAUAAAUCAUAAAAGGGUGAAAUGAUUUAAUGCUCGAAAUCUUUAAGUGACUUUGAUGACACGAUGACGUAAUUCUGUUCUAGUGUAGAGUUAAUACAGAAAUAAACGUUUUAUUUUAAUUCAAAUUCGAUAAAGAGCGGGAAGAGCAAACAAAGGAAACUGAAUCGCUUGUGGGAGGGUCACCUUCAAACACGAAACUGUGGGCGGGAAACACUUUCAUUGGCUCUCUAUCCGACCCGUCAAACUAUGAUCUGACCAAUAAACACAUUUUAUGGGUUCGGCCUACGAAGACACGCAAUCACACAACAGGCUCCGUGACGCUAAACAUUUGCAUGUGAGAGUGAAUAAAUACCACAGCGACGAGACUCUUCAACAUUCAGCAUCUACUCAUCCGUGAAGAAGCAUCAUGCCUGAACCAGCCAAACCCGCGCCCAAGAAGGGCUCUAAGAAGGCCGUCACCAAGACCGCCGUUAAGGGAGGAAAGAAGCGCAGAAAGUCCAGGAAGGAGAGUUACGCCAUCUACGUGUACAAAGUGCUCAAGCAGGUCCACCCCGACACCGGCAUCUCUUCCAAGGCGAUGGGCAUCAUGAACUCUUUCGUCAACGACAUCUUCGAGCGCAUCGCCGGUGAGUCGUCUCGUCUCGCGCACUACAACAAGCGCUCCACCAUCACGUCGAGAGAGAUCCAGACCGCCGUGCGUCUGCUGCUGCCCGGUGAACUCGCCAAACACGCCGUGUCCGAGGGCACCAAAGCCGUCACCAAGUACACCAGCUCCAAGUAAAGCGCCGCUUUCAUCCGCCGCACACAAAGGCUCUUUUAAGAGCCACACACUUAUUCCUUUAAAAGAGAUUCUUAUGUUUGUAAGCAUUUACUGUGUUUGUCUAUUAUGAUUUAAAUUAUGACGCGAUAUACGGCGUUUAAAAUGGCAACAAAUCGUUUUCUCAUAAAUAACAUGUUUUAAAGUAAAUAUAAAUGUAAAGGUCUGACUUUAGUUAUUGUUGCACGAUUAUCGCAGAAGGUGGCGGUAUUGUACCGGAUAUAAACUAUCAGAGUUCGGUCUUCAGCUGCUUUAAGGCUGAAAUACACUACAAGACUUUUGAUCAGUUUUCAGUCUGGACUUGUUACAGAAAGUCUGUGUCAGUCUGCAGAUUUGAUCAGUUUGUGUGUUUUUAUCUUAAACUUUAAUAAAGUCUGAAAGUGUUUGAUGUCUAGUUGAGAUUCUUGUAGUGUUUUACAGACAUAGAGGUGUUUUAUCAUCACACACAUUCAUGUCAUCUAUAGUAUUUAUGAUCAAGAUCUCUCUUCACUGCUCUUGUGUUUGAUCUUCAUACAGAACUGACUCUUAUUCUAUAGAUCUAUGAAGUGUAAAUGUGACAUAGUGAGAUGAUUUCAUAUGAAAAAUUGAAUGUCAAAUAUGUUUACAUUUGAUGGUUUUCCCUUCGAUAAAAUAGCCAUGGUUGAUUUUCAUAAGGAGAUAAUUUGUGUGACAAAGUUAUUAAAAAUGUUAUAAUUAAUGUUGGUGCAUUACGGGCACUAAUGUAAAACUUACUGCAGUAAAACACAAUUAGAAGUCUUUAAAAGUCAAAUCUAUACAUUGUUUUGACUUGCAGAUAAUCUUGAUAAAAUGUAUUUAAUUUAAAGAUGGUUUGAAGAUGUCUUUAUAGAUAGAUACCACUGAUAAAUUGACAAACAAUUGUUCAACUUCAAAUAAACUAAAUAUGUGUUAUUUUAAUAAGAUUUUAUCUCAAAACUUAAUGAGCAACUUGAUGACCAACUUCACUGGUUUUGCAGAUAUUAAAUACAGUGAUAAGUCCAGCUACUCUUUCACUGAAAAUAUGAGAGAUAAUCCUGACAGAAAGACAAUUAUAUAUUCAGUUUAGUUGUUAUGUUUUAUUUAAUUUACAUUGGUGAGAGUUGAGAUUCUGGCAAACACAAAGCGUUCAUGUAUCAUUAGUAUAGUGACUAACACAA
Messenger RNA from Triplophysa dalaica, 2179 nucleotides. RefSeq names its product histone H2B-like. Gene Ontology annotation, cellular component: nucleosome. The transcript has a single exon. NCBI's taxonomy places the organism in Eukaryota, Metazoa, Chordata, Actinopteri, Cypriniformes, Nemacheilidae. Gene Ontology annotation, molecular function: protein heterodimerization activity; DNA binding; structural constituent of chromatin. The record is from RefSeq and is a predicted model, not a curated record. The coding region runs from base 615 to 989 and encodes 124 amino acids.